AUGUCUUCACAUAAACAUCGCCCCAUGUUGCCCUCAGAGCCUACGGACGCUCCGCAGAUGGGCUUCGAAGUUACCAUCACAAUGCAAACUGCAAUCCUUUGGUUCCUCAUAGGCAUAGCUACGGCCGCCAUCAGACAGCCGCUGAAAUGGCGCACAUCUAAAAGAGUAAGUUUCAAACCACUUCGCGAAGAAUAUCGAGAAAGGAGCAUUGAUAUGAUAAGACGUGGAGUUUACCAAGAAUACCUGAGCCAGAUGAAAGCUUUACGAGCAGCCAAUCCAGGAAAGUAUCGAAAUAGGGUACUGGAUUAUCAUGACUAUGAAUAUGUUUCAAAUAUCACAAUUGGAACACCACAACAACAUUUUGUAGUAGUUCCCGAUACUGGGUCCGCAGUCCUCUGGGUGCCUGGCCUCAAUUGCGAAUGCUUUUACCUAUUUUUACCAUCGUGUACGGCUGAAAAUAUGCUUUUGAAGGUUUUGAUCAUGACAAUCAAUUUCAGCUAUUCGUGUGAUGGCAAACACAAAUUCUCUCCCAAACAUUCGCAUACCUUCGUUGGUAGCCACAGAAGAUGGGAUAUAGAAUAUGGUCUAGGAGACGCAAGAGGUGUUACGGGCAAAGAUAUAGUCAGGUUUGGAGGAGAAGACGAGCAACAGCUUGUAAUUCCCAACAGUGUAUUCGGUGUGGCAGACCACAUCUCUGCGGAAUUCAAAGAGGACCCAACGGAUGGUAUUCUCGGACUUGCGUUUUCGAGUAUCUCAACAAUCAGAGGAGCGCCUCCUCUUCUCAACGCUAUAAUGCAAGGUCUGCUAGAAGAGCCCAUAUUUACUGUAUGGUUGGCACCUCGUGGAACACAAGAUGGUGUAUAUGGUGGUCAAUUUACCUAUGGAGGAUUGGAUACUGAACACUGUGGACCAAUAAUUGCCUAUGAGCCAUUAUCGUCUGCCACAUAUUUCCAAUUUAAGCCCAUAUUUACUGUAUGGUUGGCACGUCGUGGAACACAAGAUGGCGUAUAUGGUGGUCAAUUUACCUAUGGAGGAUUGGAUACUGAGCACUGUGGACCAAUUAUUGCCUAUGAGCCAUUAUCAUCUGCCACACAUUUCCAAUUUAAGAUGAGAGGUUUUGGUGUGGGAAGAAUGACAAGGACUAAACCGUUUGAAGCUGCAUCGGACACGGGCACAUCUUUUAUUGCUGGACCAAAAAGUGAAUUGGAUGUGCUCGCCAAUGCGCUUGGAGCUGAGUACCGCGCGGAUUAUGAGCUUUAUUCGAUUCCUUGCGACGCUAAACCCCCAAGUCUUGACAUCUACAUUGGAUCCAACAAAUAUUCCAUAGAUGCUGCGAAUUAUAUAGUUGAGGCUGCUAAAGAUUCCUGCGUUGUUACUUUGUACCCAUUGUCAUUUGGAGCAUAUGGUCCUACUUGGCUCCUCGGAGACCCAUUCAUUCGUCAAUAUUGUAAUAUUCACGAUAUGGGACAAAAGAGAAUGGCAUUUGCAGAAUCCAUUUCUAAUUGA
This is a messenger RNA of Strongylus vulgaris, 1506 nucleotides long. The record is from the annotation of a GenBank genome assembly. NCBI's taxonomy places the organism in Eukaryota, Metazoa, Nematoda, Chromadorea, Rhabditida, Strongylidae.